GCUGCGCGAGUCAACAGGGCACUCAAGAUGAGCCCUAAAGUGUCGGGGCCGGGUUCUGCCGGGAACCGGCCGGGACCCGGGGAUCCCGCGGCAGUAGCCGCAGCUCCUCUACCCGCAACCAAUCCGGCUCCGGAGCCCUCUGCAGUGCCUGAACCCGCCUUUGCGCUAGCACCCGCGACCAGAGAGAGAGCAGGAUCCGGUUCCGCAGCCGUCUCGGGACCCCCAGCCGGGGCUCGCUGGGCCUCAGUGACUGGAUCGGAGGCUGGAACCCAGCGCGCAUCCGCAUUCUCGGCCGUCCAGGAGAAUGCCCAGUCCGUACCCGACAACUCGGAUGCGUCGCGGACUCGCUUCAUAUUCCAAGGGCCGCCCUUUGGUCCCCGAGCCAGUGGCUUCGGGACUGGAAAGGCGAUGAGCAUCUUGCAGACACCGGCUGCCUACAUCGGCCAGCGGGCUGGGGUGUCCGGCCCCGAGCGCGCCGCCUUUAUUCGGGAGCUGGAGGAAGUACUGUGUCCUGACCUACAUCCGCCUGUCCAGAAGAUCACCCAAGAAGAGGUCAAAGUGAUGUUAAGUUUGCUGGAGGAGCUUCUCCCAUGUGUUUGGGAGACUCCAGCAGCCAGGAACUCUAUUCCCCAAUGGAUGGGGGUCCUUCUGUAGAGAGAGCGGGAUCUGAACAUGGCAGCCUGCAUUGGCCAGUCCCUGGUGAAACAAAUCAGUGUUCUGUUGGAGGAGAACAGCAAGCUGGAAGCCAUGCUGGACUCGGCCAAGGAGGAGAUUUUAUAUCUCAGACAGCAGGUGAGCCUGCGGGAUGACCUCCUUCAGCUAUACUCAGACUCUGAUGAGGAGGAGGAUGAAGAUGAAGAAGAGGAAGAGGAAGAAGAGGAAGAGGAGGAGAGGGAUGAAGAAGAAGAGCAGAGGCCUGAGCAUCCCUGUGAAGCCUCAGAGCUGACUCCUGUGACGGAGUCAGAGUCGCACCACUGCCCACAGCAGGAGGCCCUGCAGGAGCAGCUGCGGCUACUGGAGGAGGAGAAUGAGCAGCUUCGAGAGGAGGUCUCUCAACUCGACGACCUUGAGGAGGAGGAACAGAUAUUCAUCCUGGAUUGUGUGGAGCAGUUUUCGGAGGCCAGCCAGCAGAUGGCCGAGCUGUCGGAGGUGUUGGCGCUCAGGAUGGAGAACUAUGAACAGCAGCGGAAGGAGGUCACCCAGCUGCGGGUCCAGGUCAAGAAGCUGCAGCGGUGCUGCUGGUGGUAUGGGGCUGAGACUGAGAAGUUGCAGAAGCAGCUGGCUUCAGAGAAAGAAAUCCAGAUGAAGCUCCAGGGUGAGCUGCAGGACCUGCAGGAGAAGUACUCGGAGUGUGGGGACAUGCUGAUGGAAGCCCAGGAGGAGGUGAAGACCCUCCGCCAGCAGGCCCCGGCGUCCGAGGGCUCCGUCACCCACUGCACAUACACUGUGCCUCUGGAGGCACUUCCUGAUUUCCAGGAGACCCUGGCUGAGGAGCUCAGAAUGUCUAUAAGGAGGAUUAUCUCAGACCCUGUGUUUUUUAUGGAAAGGAAUUAUGAAGUGACUCCAGAGGAGACAUCAGACCUGGGAUAUGAGCCACGCCACAGAGAGGAGUGAGCACAGGAGCAGGAGCUCGAGGCUGGAGAGGGGCUGAUGCCGGCCGAGGAUUUUGUGCCUGCGGAAGAGUUGGUGCCCGAAGAGGAGCUGGGGCCCAUAGAAGCGGCAGCGCCCGCUGAGGAGGGGGUAAUAGAGGAGGCGGAGCUGGUGUCUGAAGAAGCUGAGGCCUGGGAGGACCUGGAGCUGGAGGUGGAUGAAGCAACUCAGAUGAACAUGGUAACCUCAGCCCUGGAGGCCAGCGGCUUGGGCCCCUUGCACCUGAACAUAAAGUAUGUCCUCCAGCAGCUGGCCAACUGGCAGGAUGCCCAUUUCAGGCGGCAGCUGAGGCAGAAGAUGAUCCAGAAGGGCUUUGCUGUUCCCCAGCAGCCUGCAGAGGCCCCACAGACUACCUGAGGCCCUUCCUUCUGCUGCCUGGCCAAGCCCCACUCUCCUCAGACCCUCCCUUCCCAUGCUCAGAAGCAGAACCCCUGAUCUGUCCCCAGCUCACCCCAGACAAGCCUGGACUGGAACUUGAGGGCCCAAGCCUCAAGCCUCUUCUGGGAGAGGCUGAAGGAACCGCAGCCCUUGUUCUGCAGCUGAUGCAAAAGCUGUGGCUGCCAGGCCUGGGUCACGUGGCGGCUCCCGGGGUGAAGAAGCCCAGGGGGAGGCCCCACCAGCUACCAGACCCAGCUCUGAGCUGGGGGCGGGGCUCAAGCCCUGGGCAGAGGAAUUGUUCUGAGCACCCUGCUGACUAUACACCCCUCACCCCUUGACCCCCAAAUUAAACGUGGCUCCGCUGUCCUUGGUGACUUUUAGGGACCUGGUCGUUUCCUGUUCUUGGCUCUUCUCUGUUCCUAAUUACUCUUUGUAACCAGAAGUGUCUGUGUGGGUGAGCACUCCCUCUGCCUGGUGGGGACCUCCCCACCCCUUCUCCUGUCCUCCCCACCUGUGACCUGUGAGUAUCCAGGCCCCCUCCCAAGGUCCUGUCCCCCACCCACAUCUCCUCAAUGCCCCUUGUUUCCUGUUCUAGGUGUUUUUCCCUCUCUCCCUCUUUACUUAUAGACAGUGGAGUCGGGGCCCAGGACCCCGCUGGCAUCUGUUCUGAUCCCCACAGUGCUUCUCACGCUCCUGUUACUUGUCAGUCUGUGUGCGUGCUGGUGCAGGAAAUAAAGGACCUGUGUGCUACCUGGACCUCUGGCCGUCUUUCUCA
Molecule: messenger RNA, 2803 nt
Organism: Dama dama (fallow deer)
Lineage: Eukaryota; Metazoa; Chordata; Mammalia; Artiodactyla; Cervidae
Gene: HAP1
Product: huntingtin associated protein 1
Exons: 13
Biological process (GO): anterograde axonal transport of mitochondrion; neurogenesis; neurotrophin TRK receptor signaling pathway
Cellular component (GO): dendrite
Molecular function (GO): signaling receptor binding
Source: RefSeq, a predicted model, not a curated record